UAUUACCGAAUUACAUUGAUCACCGGUGUGCUUCCGCCUUCCAAUUUUCUGUUACCAGUUACCUCUUCCCUUUGGGCAGUUUUUCUUCACUUUCUCCUUCUUCUCUUCUCUUCUCUCAGCAAACCCUACGAAACACUACCAACGCAUUCCCAUUUCCCAAUCUGGGAUCACCGUUUUCGUGUUCCUCGCUUCGUUCACUCUCAUCCUUUGCUUUUAGUUGACUGAGGAGGUUACUGAGAGCUAAGCUUGUGAAAUCCAAUCCAGUUUUUCAUUUUAACCGCUGGUCAAUUUGCUAAGAAUCAGCAGUACAUGAGAUCUGAAUUGCCAAAUUGAAUUUGAUGCUAGAUGUGAAACAAAAGAAAGAUUACCUACGUGUGUUACUGGGUAUUGUCAUAGAUAUAUAAGCACAUGCAUGCUACAGGAAAUAAGUAGGCUUCUGUUUUGGUUUAUAAUAGAAGAUCCUGGCUAACAGAAGGGCUGUCUAAUGUAAUGGCAAACUCUGUCAAAGUCAGGCCAGGAGGUAUGUUGAAAGCUGUACAAGAGAUUGGCAUCUACAUUCAUAGGUUUCACAACCUCGACCUUUUCCAGCAGGGAUGGUAUCAGAUUAAGAUUACUAUGAGAUGGGAGGAUAAUGAAAAUACAUCUUUUGGAAUUCCAGUUAGGGUGGUUCAAUAUGAAGCUCCUGAGCUGGGUCUUGGUAGUGUAUAUGGUAUUUGGAGGAUUGACGAUACAGACUACAGUUUUUCAACUCAACCCUUUCGCAUAAAAUAUGCUAGGCAGGAUAUUUAUUUAUGUAUGAUGAUCUCAUUCAACUUACCACUUAUUGGAUUUGAGGGCUUACCAACAACUGCUGUAAUUCUAAAAUUUGAGCUUGUGUAUGCUCCCACAUUUGAAAAUGGUGCUGACUUGCAAUCUUCUCUAGAUGCUUACCCUGCUGCUGUCCAUGAAUUCCGCAUUCCUCCUAAAGCUCUUUUAGGAUUGCAUUCUUAUUGUCCGGUCCAUUUUGAUAUGCUACAUGCGGUGCUUGUUGAUGUCAGUGUACAUAUUAGUUUACUGAAAGCUACUUCGUCCCAGAGGGCAUUGAAGGUACCCAGCAAUUCUGGCAAUGUUGAACUUGUUGCUGAUAAAAACGAUGACACAUUGGACCAAGAAUUGGGUGAAUUUGCUUCUGUCGAUUUGAAAAAUGUCACGUUUGUUAAAGCAUUCUUCGCAGCUCGUGAUAUAUUGCUUGAAGAACUACAGAAGCUUAACGAAGUAGUUGAUCAACCUAUUGAUAUUACAGAAUUUGUAUCUAAAAAGAGCAGCACAAAUUUAUUAAAUUCUGUUCUGGAAUCAAAUCAGUUCCCAACAGAUGUUGAACCUUCAGGACAAGGCAAGCCACAAAUUGAUCUUGAGGAAAGAAAUAGUGAGCCAGAUUUUCUAAAUGUUGAGAACUUUGAUUUAUUGGCAAUUGAUCAGCUGUUGGACUGUUAUCACAUAUUGGGAGAUCAAUUGACACACUUAUGGAGCGUUUUUCUGAAGUUCCACAGGAAUAACAAAACAAAGAUACUAGAAUUUUUGCGUGAUACAUGGGCUAAGGAUCGGAAAGCUGAAUGGUCAAUAUGGAUGGUGUACUCUAAGGUAGAAAUGCCUCAUCAUCAUACAAAAAGUGAGAGCGACGAGUCGUCACAUCAUGGUGGACAUAGAAGAGUUCCUAGUUUGUUGAAGGUAUCUGAAGAGCCUCAUCAGAUUGCAGCUACACGUGCUGAACUUCAUCGAAGAAGCAUUGCACAAAUGAAGAUUAACAGUCGAUCAAUUCAAGACAUGCAUAUAUUCGGGGAUCCUUUACGUACACCAAUCGUCAUUGUUGAACGUGUGAUGAAUGCACCACGUCGGACUUUGAGUGAAAAUUCAUACUUGAGUAAUGUUGAAUACCUAAGUUCCAAUAGCUUUCAAACAGCGCACAGUUCUGACGCUACAGACACGAAAUCUACACCCCUAAGUAAUGCACAGGUGUUGAAGAUUGUGGUCUUUGUGCAUGGUUUUCAGGGGCAUCAUUUGGAUCUAAGACUCAUUCGAAAUCAAUGGCUUUUGAUUGAUCCCAAAAUAGAAUUUCUUAUGUCAGAGACUAAUGAAGAUAAAACAAGUGGAGACUUUAGGGAAAUGGGACAAAGGCUAGCUCAGGAGGUUAUUUCUUUUGUUAAAAAGAAAAUGGACAAAGCAUCAAGAUAUGGGAGUUUGGGAGAUAUUAAGCUAAGUUUUGUGGGACAUUCUAUUGGUAACCUCAUUAUCAGAACAGCGAUUGCAGAGAGCAUCAUGGAGCCAUUUUUAAGAUAUCUAUAUACUUAUGUUUCACUAUCGGGUCCUCAUUUGGGGUAUCUUUAUAGUUCAAACUCCUUGUUUAAUUCUGGAUUAUGGGUCUUGAAGAAACUAAGAGGCACACAGUGCAUUCAUCAGCUCACCUUCACAGAUGAUCCAGAUAUUCAAAAUACAUUCAUCUAUCAGCUGUGUAAGCAGAAGACAUUGGAUCAUUUUAAAAAUAUUAUUUUGAUAUCUUCCCCACAGGACGGGUACGUGCCAUACCAUUCUGCCAGAAUUGAGACGUGCCUGGCUGCCUCACAUGACACUUCAAGGAAGGGGAUUGUGUUCAUGGAAAUGCUGAAUAAUUGUUUGGAACAGAUCUACGCCAAUCCCUCCGAACAAAGAAUAUUUAUGCGCUGUGAUGUCAAUUUUGAUACCACUGCCUAUGGCAAGAAUUUAAACUCUUUCAUUGGGCGUGCUGCACAUAUCGAAUUCCUGGAGUCUGACAUCUUUUCCAAGUUCUUGAUGUGGUCUUUUCCUGAACUAUUUCGAUAGGAUUUCCUUUGAUUUGCACUCCUAUCCUGAGACAUAAGGUGUCUACUUUAUUUAUCAGCUACAAACAACAAUGGUGCUCGGAUUUCAGCACGUGCCACGUGGUAUUCAAAUAAUGGAGAAAAUCUUGCUGUGUUGGCCAAAGCAUCUACACAUUUAUGUUUAGUAGGCUGUGAAACUUUUGUUUCACAUGUAUAUCCUUGGAAAUGGUUGAAAUAUGUGAUGUAAUUAUUCUAGGUAAUUAGAUCACCGUUAGUAAUUUUUUUUCUUAUAAGCCAUUAUAUGGGAUGGGGUUCUCCUUGCGACAGUCCUGCGUGGCUUUUAAUUUCUAUUUUAGGUUUGGUCUAAAUGUUAGGAUUAAUUUCAACUUUCUUUGUAUAUACCUUAAAACUUUCCAUUAACUAACUAAACAGAGAAUCGUAUAAUUA
This is a messenger RNA of Arachis duranensis, 3260 nucleotides long. RefSeq lists its product as uncharacterized. NCBI's taxonomy places the organism in Eukaryota, Viridiplantae, Streptophyta, Magnoliopsida, Fabales, Fabaceae. The coding region runs from base 490 to 2835 and encodes 781 amino acids. The transcript has 16 exons. The record is from RefSeq and is a predicted model, not a curated record.